Aplysia californica (California sea hare) is the source of this 5911-nucleotide messenger RNA. RefSeq names its product vang-like protein 2. The coding region runs from base 501 to 2177 and encodes 558 amino acids. The transcript has 8 exons. The record is from RefSeq and is a predicted model, not a curated record. Gene Ontology annotation, cellular component: plasma membrane. Gene Ontology annotation, biological process: establishment of planar polarity; Wnt signaling pathway, planar cell polarity pathway; multicellular organism development. Lineage: Eukaryota; Metazoa; Mollusca; Gastropoda; Aplysiida; Aplysiidae.
ACUAACUCAGUGCCCUGACAUUUCUGUUGCAGGUGUAACAGAGGAACUUUCCUGAACCCCGCAGUGGGACAGACAACCAGCAGCGUUGAUGUAAACUGGGCCGAGACCUGCCGUGACCUCCUCACACUCGACCUUGAGCCUCUUCUCGUGAUUGACCCUUUGACCCCUGACGCCUGACCCCUCCUCACCUCCCCUCACCAUGUCAACAUGGCCGACCGGCCGAAGCGCGGUGGUGACCGUGGUGUGACUGCGCACCGUGCGGCUUUUUCCUCCCCGCUCUCGUUCUGACGGUAGUGUGGGUCGGAGGGUUUUCAUCUCCUCCUCCUCCUCCCUCCCUCCCUCCUCCUUGCACCCUUCGUCCUUUCCCGCCCCCACACCCCACAUCCUUCCAACUCCGACUUUCACCCUCAUCCACCCUCUCACUUGGUGGUGUUGCACUCUCCUCUCCUUCCUCCCCCUCCUCCCCCCCACCCGCGGAGCGCUGAGAGCAGCCGGGCAAGAUGGACGGUGGGGAGAGUGUGCGGUCAGGUCGCAGCGAGAGGUCAGAGAGGUCGCACCGCAGUCAUGGGAGCAACCACCACGGGGGCGGAGGUCACCACAGGCAGCACGGCCGCCAGCAGGUCCCGUCUCGGCAGGGCAGCAGUCGUGGGAUGGCGCGGGGCCACGACAUGGACAGAGAUGACCGCUCUGUGACCAUCAAGACGCCUGGUCAAGAGCCGGAGAUGGACAGAGGAAUGGAGGAGAGGAUUGAAGUACAGGUGAUCCCGCAGGACGACAACUGGGGCGACAACACGACAGCCAUCACAGGCAACACCAGCGAGACGGGCUUCUCCAUGGAGGAACUGGACAAGUUUGCCGUGAGGGACAACGACAGACAGGUGGGCGUGAACUGUGCGCGCUACGUGGGCACGGCGCUGACGGUGGGCCUGAGCGUCAUUGCCUUCCUCUCCCCGAUCGCCAUGGUGCUGCUGCCCAAGCUGGACAUCAUGGACUGGCGGGCCAGCAGCAUGAGCCCCGAGGACUCGGAGUGCCGGCCCGAGUGCGAGGGUCUUCUCAUCAGCUUCGCCUUCAAGCUGCUGGUGCUGCUGGUGGGGGCUGUGGCCUUGUUCUUUCGCAAGCCCAGGGCGACCAUGCCGCGAGUGUUUGUGUUUCGGGCCGUGGUUCUGUUCCUGGUCUUCGUCCUCACGUUCGCCUUCUGGCUCUUCUACGGGGUGCGCAUCUUCAAGGAAAAGCAGGGAACCUAUGAGGGUAUUGUCCAGUUUGCCCUGUCCCUGGUGGACAGCCUCCUGUUCGUCCACUACAUCGCCAUCAUCCUGCUGGAGAUCCGCCAGCUGCAGCCGCAGUUUGCCGUGCACGUGGUGCGCUCGCCCGACGGGGAGUCGCGCGUCUAUAACGUGGGCCUGCUCAGUAUACAGAGGGCGGCCGUCCACAUCCUGGAGCAGUACUACCGGGACUUCCAGAUGUACAACCCGUACCUGGAAAACGUGACCAAGAAGCACAGCAAGCACCCCAGCACGGCCUUCAAGGUCUACGACAUCGACGGCAGCGCCCCCAACCAGCAGGCCAAUCAGAACCGGGCGCGCAACGUGUUCCCCGCCGCACCGCGGGGUCGCAGAGAGCAAGGUCACAACGACCGGUUUCACGACGAGCAGGAGUACGAGAGGAGGGUGAGGAAGAGGAGGGCGAGGCUGGUGGUGGCCACGGAGGAGGCGUUUACUCACAUCAAGAGGAUGCAUGAUGAACAGGGUCCGGCAAUCUCCAUGGACCCUGGCGAGGCGGCGGCCGCCGUGUUCCCGUCGCUGGCCCGCGCCCUCCAGAAGUACCUUCGGAUCACUCGCCAGCAGCCCCGCUACACCAUGGACUCGGUGCUGUCCCACCUGGCAACCUGCAUCUCCCACGACAUGAGCCCCAAGGCCUUUGUGGCCAGGUACCUGUCGCAGGGCGCGGUGGUGUGUGGCAACCCGCAGGAAGUGGGCUCGACGGAGCGCUGGCUGCUGGUGUGCGAGCAGCUACUGACCAGGGAGCUAGACCACCGCAUGGUGUUUCAGUUGAAGAAGGGGCCGGUGGCGCUGCUGUGCACGGUGGCCAAGAUCCCACACUUCAGCCUAACGGAGGAGAUGCUGCACCCCAAGGCCAACAAGUUUGUGCUGCGCCUCAAUUCUGAGACCUCUGUAUGAUGAUGACGACGAUAAUGAGGCGCGCAGACGGUCGCCUCUUGCUUAUUUCCUGCUGCCAUCUCGGGAGACAUUGGUAUGAUGACGAUAAUAAUGAUAAUGUGGCACGUGGCUCGACGCCCACUUCCUGCGUCUGGCUGUAAGACACUGGCAGACAUAGGAUGGAUAAGACACGCAGCACAGCCGGCAUUCCCACCGUUUCCAACUGCCAACAACCGCUGCGACGUUCCCUUCCCCCAGCGACGACUCCCCCCCCACUGGCAGCCAGCGUCGCCCGCUUCCUCCCUCACACGUCUGUUCUGUCCCUUUUGCAAACAGGUGUGGAAGAAGAUGUGGAUUUUUCUUUAUGUGGUGUAAAGAGUUUCUUUUAUUCUUGCUUCACAUGGAAGAGUGGUUCAAUUUUGUGGAUAGCUCAGGUGUAGAAGGACUUGGAUGGAAUGGAUUCUGAGCGGAUGUAUCCUUAGUUUGAACCGGCGAGUUUUCGGACAAUUUUUGCCUGCUUCACAUGGAUAAGUGGUGGAUUCACGAGCCAGCUUACGUCUGGAAGGAAGAAAUUUUGUGUGAAGUGAAGUCAGGAAGGAAGGAAGAAAUUUUGUGUGAAGUGAAGUCAGGAAGGAAGGAAGAAAUUUUGUAUGAAGUGAAGUGAGUGCCGAUGUAUCCUCGCCGAGUAAAGGCUAGUCGAGGGCAGCGUCUUCCAGCUGCGUGCGCUGAGAUAAGUGGGAGGAAUUUCUUAGAGGAAUCUGAUGUUGUUGUUUUUCUAUUAUUAUUUUUCAGGGAUGUUUACAGUUGAAGUUGGAGUGCGUUGAAAAAGACCAAGGAAUAUUUAGUGGUAUUGAUUGACAGAUGAUGCUUUGAUACAACGCCUAUGACUUUUGACAGCUGUAAGUUUUUUUACAAUCUUUUUGGGUUUUUUUUAAAGGCUAUUUGAACAUCUAUUUGUUGCCAUGACAACCUAAGUGACAGGCUGACAGACUCGUAGACAACACACCCCCACCUUGAAUCAUUUCAUGUCGGACAGGCGCUGUGUGACAAGUCACCAAGGUUACCAGAAACACGCCUCUCAACAUUUUUGUACCCCAUGAGUUUUUAUAUAAGCCUUUUUGUAUUUUAAAGAAGCAUUAAGCAGCAUGCUGUUGCCGUGGCAACGUAACCAAGAGGUUGGAAGAAAGACAGCAAGUGGAGCAGUCCCCUGCUGUAAUUAUCAGAUUAUCUCGCCAUGGACAGGUUUUAUCGCCAGAUGUUUUAGCUGACCCUCUACCUUGAAGCACAACUCUAGCAUGCCUCCGAGACCCCCCCCCCUCAUCUCCCCCACAUGACGGACAAAAAAGUUUUGUGCAGAUAGUAGAUAGUUUUUGUUAGCCUCAAGUGUCGGGGGGGGGGGGGGGGCAGACGAUGCUUCGUGGGUGUGACCAGGUGACCUUGAGACGUCGACAGCCAAACCCUCGCAUAGAAGCAUUUAUAAAUCAACCUUCUGUAAUCUGGAAGACGAGGCGCUAUAAAUAGCUACUGUUGGACCAAGCUGUGGUUGUUUUUGUUUGGGUUUUUUAAAAGCGGAAGUCUGCAAGACGGUGGUGGUAGAAUUUCCUUUUGUAGUAUGCUGUCUGUGUGUCCCUCUGUGUUAUUGUAUGUGUGUGUCUGUGUUUAUGGGUAGUAUGGUGGCUGUGUGUGUGUGUGUGUGUGUGUCUGGAUGGGUUAUUGUGAGUGUGGUUGUGAUGGGGGGUAAUUUGACUUUUGAAAGAUUUCCACGACAGAGCGCUACGGGAGAUACUGAGAGUGUAGUACUGUGAAAGAAUGGUGUGGGAAAGUAGAGCUAGUGGAGAGGUUAGUGCUGUUCUCUCUCCCGUGAAGUUUCCUUCAGUCCCCUUUACCUCGCUGUGGGCAGUAGUGCCUGCUCUGUGCUCAUACCAAACAGUCUCAAUAGUGCUGUAAAAAACAUGUUAUAGUUAUAGACGGACGAUAUAUAUACUCGCUCUCAAACUGAUAUCAAAAUGUCCUCCAGAUCUGCUGCCCUUUCAUCUUGAUUGACGAUUUUCAUUGAACAGUUGUGUCAAUUGACAAUUUUCAUUGAAUGUUUGUGACUAUUGACGAUUUUUAUUGAACAUUUGUAUCAAUUGACCAUAUUUCCAUCCACAAUUUUCAUCAUCAACACCUUGAGUUGAUCAACAAUGUUUCACAGACAUCCUUGUUUUCCAUUUUGUCCUCCUCGCUGGAGCCAGUAUAUCAAAGAUUUUUUCUACUGUUCUGAAAUAUUUCCUUUGACAAGUCCUCUUGCUCAUUCCACUAAGUUGUCCCUGGUCAAUUUUUUCACAAUGUUGAUUUUAAUCUGGAAACAUUCCGAGGUCUUGACGGAAAAUUGUAAUGUUAAUGGAAAAAAACAGAGUUACUUGGAGUAACAACAGUCCCUGGUGGUCAUGGAGUAGGAAGUGGCUGGGGUCUGUGUUGUCAACUGUCAAUAGUUACAAAGUAGUUGCUGGGCUUUGCCUGCCAUUCUUAACUCUUUCACUACCAGGGGGGUUUUCUCACCGUGACUGGGCCCUAUCUGUGACCUACUUUCUGAUUGUGCCUACCGUCGGACAAAUGAAAGAUGUAAAAGUUCAAUGUUCAAUAUUAGCCGCAUCAUAUGUAUUAUAUACGGAAAUACAGGGGAAAUAAUGACCUAUCUCAACAUGCUGCUAAAAACAAUCAUUCUGCAGCCUAAGAUUUCAGAUGUGAUUUUUACAAAAGUAGGUGUGGUUUUGAGGCAGGAAGUGGAGAGCCGUGAAACACAGCUCGUGGUAGUGAAAGAGUUUUAAACAACCAGAAAAGAAAUCUGGGGGCGGCGAGAUCGUGGAAUGGGCAGGAGGAGAUUCUGUGGCAGGGAUUUUAAAUUUUGUAUUGUCCAUCACCGCGAGACUAACCAAUCAACCGUCUGCUGAACUUGUACACAUCAGUCAACUGUGGAGGACUGGCCAUGUGUGUGUGUGUGCCUGUGUGUGUGUGUGGCGGGGGGGGGGGGCUUCUUGUCCAAUGGCGUGACACAGCAUAAAGCGUUGGAAUGUUUUCGCUCUAAGUGUGAGAGGUUGCCACAAGCAAUGAAAGUACAUAUGUAGGGAAGGCGAAUCUGCUGUACAUACAGGUGUUUUUUAUACUCAAAAGUUUUUUAAAUUGAAUUUAUGGAAGGGAAUUUUUUGUUCCAGAUGGAUCUGCUUUGUUUGAUGCACGUUGGGUUCUUUGUAAUAAUUAUGAUUACUUUUGGAGGGGACUUUGGAAAAGACGGAUACAGCCUCUUUUUUUUAAGCUCUACUUUGCUCUAACGUGUUUGUGUGUUGUUUUUUUCGUUGGAGCAAACAUGUGUGGUGGAAUGAUUGGGUCCUUGUCUUGUGCGCAAAGGAUGGGAGUUUGAUUCCCUGGGGGGGAAAAGAUAGUUUGUGUUUUGUUAUUGCGUAUGAUGAGGCUUUUGGUUUUAUAUGCGCUCUGUGUGUGUGUGUGUAUGUGUGCAUGUGUGUGUGUGCAUUAGUGAGCUGCCCAUAAGAAUGCCAUCAGUUACUGCAUUGAGAGAAUCCCGAUGUCUCAUUUUCUACGGUAUAAACUAGAUAGACAAAAUAUUCUACUUUGACUUUGUCUUGUACAUACCUCAGAUUAUGCACAGUGAUGCAGCAGCAUUUUUUGGUACUUUUUUUGUGUAAUACCUGAGAAUUUUUUGCCAGUACGUUCCUCGCUAUGUUAUGGUGGUUGUGUGUAUUAUUAUUGAAAAAAAA